Messenger RNA from Raphanus sativus (radish), 2161 nucleotides. Its product is annotated as probable sulfate transporter 3.5. The coding region runs from base 77 to 1978 and encodes 633 amino acids. Gene Ontology annotation, biological process: transmembrane transport. NCBI's taxonomy places the organism in Eukaryota, Viridiplantae, Streptophyta, Magnoliopsida, Brassicales, Brassicaceae. The transcript is spliced from 10 exons. Gene Ontology annotation, cellular component: membrane. The record is from RefSeq and is a predicted model, not a curated record.
AUUCUCUACAAAAACUGAAAGAUAUAUAGAAAAGCAAAGACAAAGAUUUACCUCUUGCUUGCUUGUUUUUGUAACCAUGGAGAGUGAAAAAACAAACUCCUCGACACCAAAGGGCCGAGGAGUAAACUUCUCAGCCCCUAGAAGCUUUUUUCUUAAAUUUAGUUCAAAAUGUAAGGAAACUUUCUUUCCUGAUGAUCCAUUUAAACCAAUAUCACAAGAGCCAAACGGUUUGAUGAAAACAAAAAAGACAUUGGAGUAUUUUGUUCCAAUCUUUGAGUGGCUACCAAAGUACAAUCUGCAAAAACUAAGGUACGAUGUUCUUGCGGGAAUAACCAUCACUAGUCUUGCCGUUCCUCAGGGUAUCAGUUAUGCUAAUCUUGCCGGUAUCCCUCCCAUCAUUGGUCUAUAUUCAAGUUUUGUGCCGCCAUUUGUGUACGCCGUGUUGGGAAGUUCGAGCACUCUCGCUGUGGGUACAGUUGCAGCAUGCUCUUUGCUGAUCGCUGAGACAUUCGGUGAGGAACUGUUGAAAACGGAUCCCAAUCUCUACCUUCAUUUGAUCUUCACCUCGGCUUUCAUCACCGGUGUAUUCCAAUUUGCUUUGGGAUUCUUCAGGUUGGGCAUGUUGGUGGACUUCUUGUCACACUCGACCAUAACAGGCUUCAUGGGAGGGACAGCUAUAAUCAUUCUCCUCCAACAACUUAAGGGCGUCUUUGGUAUAGUCCACUUUACGCACAAAACCGACGUCGUUUCAGUUCUCCACGCAGUCUUCAGCCACCGUGAUGAGUGGAAAUGGCAAAGUGCACUUGCUGGGGUCUGCUUUCUUACUUUUCUUCAAUCUACUCGAUACAUCAGGAAGAUAAAACCAAAGCUAUUUUGGGUAUCAGCAAUGGGUCCAAUGGUGGUCGUCCUUGUGGGUUGCCUAGUUGCUUAUUUGGUGAAAGGAACAGAACACGGGAUCAAAACUGUUGGGCCUUUAAAGAAAGGACUAAAUCCUCCUUCUAUUCAAUACUUGACCUUCGAUGCCAAGUAUCUGCCGUCGGUUUUGAAGGCUGGAAUCGUUACUGGGCUCAUCGCUUUGGCGGAAGGGAUUGCCAUUGGAAGAAGCUUUGCUGUCAUGAAGAACGAACAAACGGACGGGAACAAAGAGAUGAUAGCAUUUGGUCUUAUGAACAUAAUCGGUUCCUUUACGUCUUGCUAUUUGACAACAGGACCGUUUUCAAAGACAGCAGUGAACUACAACGCGGGGACAAAGACACCAAUGUCCAACAUAGUGAUGGGCUUUUGCAUGAUGCUCGUGCUUCUCUUCCUAGCGCCUCUAUUCAGCUACACACCACUAGUUGCUCUCUCGGCUAUCAUUAUGUCAGCCAUGUUGGGCCUCAUCGACUACGAGGAGAUGUACCAUCUCUUCAAGGUUGACAAGUUUGAUUUCCUCGUAUGCAUGUCUGCUUUCUUCGGUGUCUCCUUAAUAAGCAUGGACUACGGUCUGAUCAUUUCCGUUGGGUUCUCUGUCCUAAGAGCAUUGUUGUACGUUGCACGGCCCUCGACUUGUAAAUUGGGAAGAAUACCAAACUCGGUUAUGUUUCGAGACGUAGAACAGUACCCCGGUGCUGAGGAGAUGCUUGGUUAUGUCAUUCUUCAAAUGGGUUCUCCUAUCUUCUUUGCCAACAGUACUUAUGUCCGUGAAAGGAUUUUGAGGUGGAUUCGUGAUGAACCUGAAGGCGUCGAGUUUCUUCUCCUUGAUCUCUCUGGGGUUUCAAGCGUUGACAUGACCGGGAUGGAAACACUGCUCGAAGUGCGGAGAAUACUUGGAUCAAAAGGCAUCAAGAUGGUGAUAAUAAAUCCAAGAUUUGAAGUCUUAGAAAAGAUGAUGUUAUCACAUUUUGUAGAGAAGAUAGGAAAAGAGUAUGUGUUCCUAUCCAUUGACGAUGCGGUUCAAGCCUGCCGGUUUAAUCUUUCCACCGCCAAACCCGAACCCUGACACUGUUUAUCAAUGGAGGGUUCUAAUAAAAGUCGUAUUUUAGGUUCUGUGCUCAAAUAAACAAUAACUAGCUAGUCUCUUCUAGACUACUAUAACUACUACGUGAAUGCUUCGUGGGUAUGCUUGUAACAUAAAGAAACCGAGUGAGAUAUGGAAGUUAGAGAGAUGGAGAUUUCAAUAUCA